AUGCCUUACAUUUACUUUCAGCGUGAAUGCAUCUCUAUCCACGUUGGUCAAGCUGGCACUCAAAUCGGCAAUGCCUGUUGGGAAUUGUACUGCUUAGAACAUGGUAUCCAGCCUGAUGGUCAAAUGCCAUCUGAUAAAACUAUCGGAUAUGGCGAUGACUCUUUCAACACCUUCUUUAGCGAAACUGGCGCGGGUAAACACGUCCCACGUGCAGUUUUCGUUGAUUUAGAACCUACCGUUGUCGAUGAGGUUCGCACUGGUACGUACAGACAACUCUUCCACCCUGAACAACUUAUCAGUGGUAAAGAAGAUGCUGCUAAUAACUACGCUCGUGGCCAUUAUACCGUCGGUAAAGAACUCGUCGAUCAAGUACUUGACCGUAUCCGUAAAUUAGCCGAUAUGUGUACCGGUCUUCAAGGUUUCCUUAUCUUCCACUCUUUCGGUGGUGGUACCGGAUCUGGAUUCACUUCUCUUCUUAUGGAACGUCUAUCAGUCGAUUAUGGUAAAAAAUCAAAAUUAGAAUUUGCCAUUUAUCCAGCUCCCCAAAUCGCCACGGCCGUAGUCGAGCCAUAUAACUCGAUCUUGACUACUCACACUACUUUGGAACACUCUGACUGCGCUUUCAUGGUCGAUAACGAAGCUACUUACGAUAUCUGUCGUCGUAAUUUAGAUAUCGAGCGUCCUACUUACACAAACUUGAAUCGUUUAAUCGGACAAAUCGUAUCGUCUAUCACCGCAUCAUUGCGUUUCGACGGUGCCUUGAACGUCGAUUUAACAGAAUUUCAGACUAACUUGGUACCAUACCCACGUAUCCAUUUCCCAUUGACCACAUACUCUCCAGUUAUCUCGGCCGAGAAAGCUUAUCACGAACAACUUACUGUUUCUGAAAUUACAAACGCUUGCUUCGAGCCCGCUAACCAGAUGGUAAAAUGCGAUCCUCGUCAUGGUAAAUACAUGGCAUGUUGUUUACUAUACCGUGGCGAUGUUGUACCUAAAGAUGUUAACGCAGCUAUUGCUACUAUCAAGACCAAACGUACUAUCCAGUUUGUAGAUUGGUGUCCAACCGGUUUCAAAGUCGGUAUUAACUAUCAGCCACCUACUGUCGUUCCAGGAGGCGAUUUAGCUAAAGUACAACGUGCAGUAUGUAUGUUGAGUAAUACUACAGCUAUCGCCGAAGCAUGGGCUCGUUUAGAUCAUAAAUUCGAUUUAAUGUACGCCAAACGCGCUUUUGUUCAUUGGUAUGUCGGCGAAGGUAUGGAAGAAGGCGAGUUUUCUGAAGCUCGUGAAGAUUUAGCAGCAUUAGAGAAAGAUUACGAAGAAGUGGGUGCCGACUCAGUCGACGAUGAAGGCGAAGAAGGAGAAGAUGAAUACUAA
Molecule: messenger RNA, 1374 nt
Organism: Trichoplax adhaerens
Lineage: Eukaryota; Metazoa; Placozoa; Uniplacotomia; Trichoplacea; Trichoplacidae
Exons: 2
Coding region: 1-1374 (457 amino acids)
Biological process (GO): microtubule cytoskeleton organization; mitotic cell cycle
Cellular component (GO): microtubule; cytoplasm
Molecular function (GO): GTP binding; structural constituent of cytoskeleton
Source: RefSeq, a predicted model, not a curated record